CGAGCCUGUGUGGCAGCACAGAGAUUAGAACACCAUCCGAAACCCAUUUCAUCAUUAACUCCAAGAUUGGCACUUGUUGAUGCGACACUGUGAAGUUACUUUGCCACCUUCGUCACCAACGCGUUACGGACGUUACGAUCGUUAUGAUCCUGUAUCCUUUUGCAUGCGCGGUUUGGUGGAGGUCACUGGGAUUUUGCUUGCUGGUUUGCUCUGACGGUCUGACGGCUGCUUGGGUUGUAAGCAUGGCGUAUUUCUAGUUCUGUCGGGUUGGACUCGCCCGCGGAGAAUCGUGUUGCAUUGGUCUUCGUUUUUGCUUUCAGGACUCGCGUCCGGGAGUGCAGUGUCUCAGCGGGAGUGCCCCGUCGUGUUCCUGGACGACGACGAGCCGGAGCCACGUCCGAGGCCUCUGCCGAGGUCCCCGCGGGUGUACCCUGGCCGCGCCGACGUGCCCUCGCCAGCGUACUCGCCGAUCCUGGGCUCGAGCGGCGCCAGGCCCUGGCGGCGCGAGAACGAGGUGGUCCCGAGCCCCGCCUCCGCCUCCUCCGUGAGCAGCCCCAGCCCCGCGAAGAGCCGCUGCGCGGCCCGCGGGCCCCGCGUCGCCGAGGUGGAGCACGCGGAGCAGCCGCGGCCGGUCCGGGACUCCUCGCCCAUCGAGCGCCCUGACAGUGAGGAGCUGAAGCGCGCGUGCACUCUGCGGCCAAGCAUCUCGCCGCUCAGCAUGACUGCCAGCCUUGCGUGCAGUGACCUCUCUAUUUCCUCCGCCACCUUUGAGGAUUUAUUUGUGCUUCGGCAGAGCCUGGAGAGGCGGGCCAGCCUCGACAGCGUCAUGUCACAAACUACCUUGCUGAUGGACGAGGGUGCGAACGAGGACCAGGACCAGCCCGCCCAACCUCAUGAGCCCUCGGUGCCUUCGAUGCCUUUGGGGACGGCGACGGCGAGACCCGGCGAGGAAGGCGGUCGCGGUGUACGCGGGGAUUCGUCCCCGAAGCAGGCAGCAGUCUCUGAGCCGUCGACCGACGAUGUCGACGACGAUGCCGACGACGAGGCCGACGACGAGGCCGACGACGUGGGUCACAUGGACAGCAACCCCCUCGGCCCCCGUGAGAAACCACCGCCUCCCCCUCCGCCCGGCCAAGAUUCUCCUCUCCCUCCAUGCUGGGUGGUUUUAAAAAAGAUUAGGAUCAGGCAGUGAGGUGUGGAAGAACUUAUGGCGACAUGGCGACAAGAAACGUUAAACCCCUUUCUACAUUUUUUUAUUUUUAUUUGACUUGCACUGGUUGAUGCUUUGAUUCAUCUUUUUUUAAAAAUAAAUCGUUUUACUGAAGUUUGGGCGGAAUCCAUGUUUCCUGGUUUCCUCAUGCCCGCAUGUCGUCUCAUUAUUAUUAAAGAAGAAGAUUGGUCAUCCCCUUUGUUCCCCACACCAACACAAAACACAUGCCCCCUCCUGCAAUCCCAUUCUAUCCAACCUGUUGUGUUUUUGCUUUGAAACUAAUCAAUUUGUGCUUCUCUGCUUACAGCAGUGUUUUGUGAGAUAUCGUCAGAACAGCGCAUUCUGGAUCCAUCGUGAGGACUUGACGCCCUGUAUCCUUUUUCAUGCACUGCCAACGCAAUGAACUAUGAACUUGAUUCAAUUGUUUGCGUGUCUAUUGUCCUUAAUACUUAUUUGCCUUUCACAUCACUGUGGGUGCCUUGGCCCCAUUCGCAUGACUGUAGCUUUUUUGCUGGGUUGGACUCACCUAUGUAGGAUGGUGCGCAUUGAUCAUUGAUCUUGUUUUGUUCCAGAGAUCGUGUCCUGGAGAGCGGGUUCGCGGAGGACAGUGGCCCAGUUCAGCCUCAUGGAUGUCUUCCUGGCUUCCCCAGGGCUCCCCCAAGCCAAGUACCCGGUGACCGUCAUCGACGAGGACCAGGACCAGGACGAAGCCUCGCCGCCGUCAUCCCCGAUCCUGGUGUCCACCAAGGGCCGAGGGUUCAAGAGGGGACGCCGCGUCGUGAACACCGCCCGACAGGGCCCCGCCGGCCCCGCGAGGGAGGAUGCCCCCAGCUCCAGCUCCAGCGCCGUGGCCCCCGUCGAGGCUGUAGGCCAGGCGAGCCCAGCAUGGUCGCAGCUCGCCCGCGUGGGCAGCGCCCUGAGCGACGAGGCCCCCGACGAGCCGGGGUGCCUGAGCGAUAGGAACAGCAGCAUGAUCGCCAGCCUCCCCUGCUGCGGCGCAAACGACCUGCCUAUCGCCCCCAGCGCGCGGGCGGACUUGAUGGAGCUGCCGCAGGGCCUGGACAGACAGAGGUCCGACAGUGUCAUGUCUGACGAGACCGUGUUGGUGGACGGGCGGGAGCCCGCGAAGAGUGUGGCACCCGGGGCAGCAGCGGCAGCCAGGCCAAGGCCGUCCCCGCUCAAGGCGAUGGCCCGGACGACCCCCGGUGGACAUAGCGAGCGCCCGAGUCGCAGCCCGUCGGCGCGCUCAGAGGUAGUCGAUCUAGAGGACCAGGACCCGGACCAGGACCCGGACCAGGACCCGGCCCACGAGGCUGCCAACUGCACCAGUGUGCCUGGUGUGCCGCUCUCUGCAUCAGCAGUGGUACCGCCCCCUGCCGUGGCCUCUGCUUCACCUGCUGGAACACGUGCCGUUGAGGGCCGUGUCUGCGGGCCGUCCUCUCCAGGCACUCUCGACUGUACCCGCGGACCAUCUCGCCCCUCUGAAGCUCCUGUGUCAUCUCGAGUGACUUCCCUUCCCCCCUGCUGGGUACUGUUGGAGAGGAUUAAUCCAAUUGGAAAUUGAUGUGCUCUUUGUGUGCUAUGACUUGAUUACUUUCUACUGCAUUGCAAAAGUUUAAUUUUUGAAAAAUUGUUUUUAUUUGAUGUGUGUAUGGCACUAUAAAUUCUUUCAUGGAAAAAUUACAAGCUUGAAUAAAAGAAAAUGUUCUUCAACUGUCCCUACUGUAAGAGAUAGACUUUGGAACUAGGAGCCGAAUAUUCAACUUGUAUCAAAGCAAGUGAUGUAUGCUGGGCGAUUAAAUUUCAAAUAUACUUACACACGUAUGAAAUGUAACUCAUGCAUCAUAGCAAAUGUGAACUAUCAAUUUUAGUACAUAUAAGAUAAAAUGUUGUAGAUUUCAACAUUACAAUUAUAACAGAAAUAACUGCUAAUAAACUGUGUAACACUUCAA
Thrips palmi is the source of this 3162-nucleotide messenger RNA. RefSeq lists its product as uncharacterized. The record is from RefSeq and is a predicted model, not a curated record. NCBI's taxonomy places the organism in Eukaryota, Metazoa, Arthropoda, Insecta, Thysanoptera, Thripidae. The coding region runs from base 1836 to 2774 and encodes 312 amino acids. The transcript is spliced from 9 exons.